This is a messenger RNA of Fundulus heteroclitus (mummichog), 2203 nucleotides long. Its product is annotated as ribose-phosphate pyrophosphokinase 1. Lineage: Eukaryota; Metazoa; Chordata; Actinopteri; Cyprinodontiformes; Fundulidae. Gene Ontology annotation, biological process: purine nucleotide biosynthetic process; 5-phosphoribose 1-diphosphate biosynthetic process; ribonucleoside monophosphate biosynthetic process. Gene Ontology annotation, cellular component: cytoplasm; ribose phosphate diphosphokinase complex. The record is from RefSeq and is a predicted model, not a curated record. Gene Ontology annotation, molecular function: magnesium ion binding; ribose phosphate diphosphokinase activity; ATP binding. The coding region runs from base 189 to 1151 and encodes 320 amino acids. The transcript is spliced from 7 exons.
UUCGACAACGAACGAACGCGCGCGCGAGGUGUGGGACAUAAUGGAGGUUAGGUAGGGAAGCGCUCCACGGCUCGGUGCAGAGUAGCUCAUCAACUGUUGAUCUGUUCCCAGUUGUUGCCUCUGACUCGACAGCUGCUCGCCGCCGCAGCUCUCCCGGAGCCGCACGACGCCCCGAACGACGCUGCAAAAUGCCGAAUAUUAAGAUUUUUAGCGGCAGCUCUCAUCCGGAUCUGUCUCAGAAAAUAGCAGACCGCCUCGGUCUCGAACUGGGGAAGGUUGUUACCAAGAAAUUUAGCAACCAAGAAACAUGCGUGGAGAUCGGGGAGAGCGUGCGUGGCGAGGACGUCUACAUCGUGCAGAGCGGCUGCGGCGAGAUCAAUGACAAUUUGAUGGAGCUGCUGAUCAUGAUCAACGCCUGCAAGAUUGCCUCCGCCUCCAGGGUCACAGCUGUCAUCCCCUGCUUCCCGUAUGCCCGGCAGGACAAGAAGGACAAGGUGGGGAGCCGCGCUCCUAUCUCUGCCAAGCUGGUGGCCAACAUGUUGUCUGUUUCGGGCGCAGACCACAUCAUCACCAUGGACUUGCAUGCCUCGCAGAUACAGGGAUUCUUUGAUAUCCCUGUGGAUAACUUGUAUGCAGAGCCAGCUGUCCUGAAAUGGAUCAAGGAGAAUAUCCCCGAGUGGAAAAACUGUAUCAUUGUGUCGCCUGAUGCAGGAGGAGCCAAGAGGGUCACCUCCAUUGCCGACAGGCUGAAUGUGGACUUUGCUCUAAUUCACAAGGAGAGGAAAAAGGCAAAUGAGGUGGACCGCAUGGUUCUCGUCGGGGAUGUGAGGGAUCGAGUUGCAAUUCUAGUGGACGACAUGGCUGACACGUGUGGGACAAUCUGCCAUGCUGCCGACAAACUCAUCUCUGCGGGUGCCACAAAGGUUUAUGCCAUCCUGACCCACGGCAUCUUCUCCGGUCCAGCCAUUUCACGCAUCAACAACGCCUGCUUUGAAGCCGUCGUCGUCACCAACACAAUCCCUCAGGAGGAGAAGAUGAAGCAUUGCUCCAAAAUACAGGUGAUAGACAUCUCGAUGAUCCUCGCAGAGGCCAUCCGCAGAACUCACAACGGCGAAUCCGUGUCUUACCUUUUCAGCCACGUCCCCCUGUAGCAGCGCCGUCAUCUGGGCUCAGUCGAUACCAAAAAAGACGAGAGGGAAUGCUCCCCCCCACCCCCAACACUACCAUUAACAAAGCUGUCCUGCUAAUUAACCGCGUCCCAAACAACCAAUGAAUGAAUCGGCUGUCGUGUCCCUUACUAACGCAGCCCCACCCCCACCCGCCUCUCUCGAGUCCCUCCGCCCUUUAAAACUGGCGUCCCUUCAUGGUUGGGGAGCCGAAGCAAGCGCAGGCUACCAGCUUCAGCCAGGCUUAUUUAUGUGUAUGGAUAAACCAUGUAUUUAUCCACUGUGAACGUUGUGUUACUUUCAGUACAUCUAAAACUCCCCGUUUUCCUCCUGAUCGUCUUGUCACGUUGUCGUCGAAGAGCUUCUAUAAAUAUCCCCGGCAGGUUCCAGUGCUCAGGAGAAGCGUCCGUUAUAUAAAGCUGUCACUCUGCUUUCUGUUACAUUGAAUGACCGUAGUUUCUUCUGUUGCUCGAAAGGAUAACGUUACUCCAUUGAAUGUGUACUCAGCUAGUUUACAGUGCCACUGAAGCUCCACUCAACCAAGAGUGCCUCAAAAGUCUGAAAUGAAAUGACAUUCUCCUCUACUCUUCUACUACUCCCCCCCUUUUUUUUCCCCCUCGGGUUUUGAUUUUAGUUUUUCCUCACUGGAUGAAGAGCUUUCAAGCGUCUUAGCAGGCUGAAAUCGAUAUCUUUUGGGGGUUUUUUUUAGGCUGUUUCUUUCAACUGUUGAGGUGCCCUCAUUGAGUGGGGAACGGCCGGUGUCUCCAAAGUUUGCCAUGUUUUUAUUUUUUCCUCCAGAGUUUAAGAUGAAGACAAAGAAACAGUCAGGUUUUUUAGCUUGGGGUCUCUGCAGGCUGGAGCUUCAUUCACAAAUCAUCACCUGCGAUCCCUGUGUUUUUGUUUUGUUUGUUUUUUGUUCGUCAAAUAAUCUGUUGUUCAUGUGCAUAACUCAAACCUUUGUGUUCUUUUACAGUAGAGUGAAUGCACCGAGUAUUUGAGGAUGCGUUCUCAAUAAAUUUGAAUAUGCCAAUAUGAAA